Hansenula ciferrii is the source of this 2916-nucleotide messenger RNA. RefSeq names its product Zn(II)2Cys6 transcription factor domain-containing protein. NCBI's taxonomy places the organism in Eukaryota, Fungi, Ascomycota, Saccharomycetes, Phaffomycetales, Wickerhamomycetaceae. The record is from RefSeq and is a predicted model, not a curated record. The coding region runs from base 1 to 2916 and encodes 971 amino acids. Gene Ontology annotation, molecular function: DNA-binding transcription factor activity, RNA polymerase II-specific; zinc ion binding. The transcript has a single exon. Gene Ontology annotation, biological process: regulation of DNA-templated transcription.
AUGUCAACUGAAAUCCAGUUGAAAAUGGCAACGUGUAUUGCGUGUCGGAUGAGGAGGAAGAAAUGUGAUAGAAAGAUGCCCAUAUGUUCAAGUUGUGAAGAAUUAAAUAUCCCAAAAGAAUUAUGUGUUUGUCCUGAUACUAAAUUGGGGUUAAAAUCUAAAAAUUCAAAAGUAACUAGAGAUACAUUAAUAAAAUAUAAUAAUAACCUAAGAGAAGAACAAAAAUAUCUGGAAUCAAUAAUAAAAGGUGAACCUAUAGCUCCAGAUGCUCGUAUGAAAUUAAGUCAAAUCUUGAAUAAUGAUUCUAAACAUAAAAAACAUGAAAGAAAUUUAUUCCUUACUCAAAAAACUGAAAAUGGUUAUUUUGGAUCUUCAAGUUGGAGAGCGACUUUGGGGACUACACCACCAGGGGUUCAAUUCAUUGCAGAGAUUAAUAAAGUACUACGACAAGCUAAGAUUGAUCAUGAAUUAAAGAAAAAUGGUACACUAGAUGAACAAUCCCCAUUCCCACAUUUAAAUUCAUUUAGAGCUAAAGUAACUGAAGCCGCCUUAGGUCUCAGUAAUCAUAAUCUUCAUGAAUUAACUAUUCAAUUAUUAAGAGAAUUGGAAACACAUUUACCACCAUUUGAUCAAACAUUAGAUCUCAUCAAAAGAUAUUUUUUUAUCAAUCAAAUGAGAAAAGUUUGUUUCAUUGUAUUAGAUGAAACUGAAUUUUAUAAAUAUUUCAACAAGACCAUUUCAAAAUCAUCAAUAAAUGGUAAUGUUCAAUUCAAUGUUGAACUUCCUGGUGAAGAGGAUAAAAUUCCAUUUAUUUUCUUAUUCACUACAAUGAUGACAAUGAUGGUUUUCCAAUUAAAUCAAACUUAUACACAUGCAAAUACUUUCAAUCAUAUGUUGAUUCAUGAACUCGCUGAUAUUUUAUAUCAUCUAUCACUAUUAAUGAUUAAAAGUAUUCAAGAUUCACCAACAGUUAUUGUUCAAUAUGAACAAUUUGAUUUCAAACUUUCCAUUCAAAUAAUACAAGGGCUUAUUCAUUAUAAUGUCUUUGAUAGAUACUUACCACAUGGUAGACUUGUUGAACUUGAGGAUGAUACAAUGGGCCAUUCAUUAGCUGCUAAAAGAAUCCUUACAUUGAUGAAAGGUAUGAAUUUAAAUACAAAUAUUGAUAAGACUUUCAAACAUUUUUCCAAAAGUUAUAGAGAAUCUUUACAAAGUCUUUGGAUAUUUAUGGGGUAUUUGGAUUGUACUGAAUCAUUUGAAAGUGGUACAAAACCAAAACUUUUCCCUCAUGAGUUAUUAAAUAAGAUGGAUCCUACAAGAGAAAAAUAUCGGAAAUCAAUUUAUGUUUUCAAUAAUACCUUGGAGUUAUUGAGUAGAAAUGAAUUUGAAGAUCCAAUGAAAGUUGUUGAAUUGAUUAAAACUAAAUUAGUUCCAGAUAUUAAACAAGUAUUGGAUUUAUAUUUUCUACCAAUUGGUGAAACUAUGGAAUUUUUGGAAAGUUUUGAUAUGGAUGAUUUGACUAAUAGGCAAAAGUUUUUUGAACUAACAGAAACUUAUUCACUUCAAAUAACAUUAUUAUCUUUUUUACAAACAUUAUACAAUAUUUGUUACAAGAGAUUAGAAGAAGGACAUAGAUUUUCUGCAUUGCAUAAACAAUAUGGGCUUUUGACAUUAAAAUAUGGACUAUUAGUUUUCUAUUCCGUUCCAGCUUUUUUAAAAUGUUUACAAAGAGUUUCAACUCAUAAAAAUAGUAUUGUUUUCGGGAUAUUACCAGCUUUUUUCGGAACUUUCCCACAUAUUAGAUUGGCAUUUAGAAGAUCAAUGUAUUUUGUUGGUGCAAGAGUUUUUGAUAAUUUCCCAGUUGAUAAAAGAACUUUAUUUGAAAGUAUUUAUCAAAAACAUGAAAAAAGUGAUGAAGAGUUAAUGAGAGAAAUUCUGGCAAGACAAAAUUUCCAACAUUUUUAUACAUUUAAAGAUUUAGAAGAUUUUAAGAUUGAUGAUGAUCAAAGUCAAGUGUUGAAUAAAUUUACAUCAUUGAAUAAUUAUACUUAUCUAAUUUUAUCAAUGGGCAAAGCAUUUGUGGAAUUACAAAAUUGUCUGAAAACUCAAUAUGUUAAUCUAAGCUUUGUUCGUUUAAGUCCAACUUUUUUUAAAACAAUGAAAAUUUGCAGUGUAUUCUUAAAUAAUGCAUUCUCAAAUAGUGAACCACAAUUACAAGUUUUAAACCCAAAUCCAACUCCCAGUUUUCAAUCAGUACCACCAUUACCAUUUAACCAUGGAGGGUUACAUCAUGAUCCAUUUUAUCCAAAUAAUCAACAACAUCAACAAAUUUUCGCACAACCACCUCCACCUCCACCACCAUUACAACAAUUUCAAUUACCAAUCCCACAAUUAGGAAAUCUUCAACAUCAACAACAACAGCAACAACCAUUACAACAUACACCACUUCCCCCACCUCCUCAAGUACCAACUCCUAAUUUCAAUCAAGGAUUUGAGCAACCUUUACACCCACAAGUUCAUCAACAAAUUCCAAAUCUUCAGGUUCCACCUCCACCUCCAAUGAUACUCCAACUUCAACCAAAUCAAUCACAAUUCAAUCAUCCAUAUCUUCCAAUACCCAGUGAAGCAGCUCAACCACCACCUCCACCUCCACAUAUCCCAUCAUCAAAUUCAUUCAAUAUGCCACCUCCACCAACUCCAGGUUCAAUUGGACAAUAUUGGAGAUCAGAUUCAGAACAAAAUAGUUUUUCAACUGCACCAACAACUACACCAGCAACUUCUCAAUCUACAACAACCAUUACAAAUGGUAUACCAGAGAUCAUGGAUUUUGAAAGUUUUUUCAAUACACCAGGUUUAUAUCAUUCAGGUAAUUUGGAUGAAUUUUUAUCAUUUAUACCACGUCCUCCUACGUAUUAA